Messenger RNA from Choloepus didactylus (southern two-toed sloth), 991 nucleotides. RefSeq names its product mitochondrial ribosomal protein S12 (gene MRPS12). Gene Ontology annotation, biological process: translation. The record is from RefSeq and is a predicted model, not a curated record. Gene Ontology annotation, cellular component: small ribosomal subunit; ribosome. Lineage: Eukaryota; Metazoa; Chordata; Mammalia; Pilosa; Megalonychidae. The transcript has 3 exons. Bases 118 to 537 code for a protein of 139 amino acids. Gene Ontology annotation, molecular function: structural constituent of ribosome.
ACAGUUCAAUGAGGAAAGUAGACCGAGAUUGACUCUGUCGUUGACCAAUCUGCCUGUGCCCCGCCCCUUCGCUUUCUGCCAGCGGCACAACUAGCUAAGGGAGCUCCAGGCGGUGGGAUGUCGUGGUCCGGCCUUUUCCGUGGCCUCAGUGCGUUCCUGAGCGGCGGCCUAGCCCUGGCCCCCCGGCUCCAGACCUUUCGCCCCAUGGCCACCCUGAACCAGAUGCACCGCCUGGGACCUCCGAAGCGGCCGCCCCGGAAACUGGGCCCCAUGGAGGGCCAUCCGCAGCUGAAGGGCGUCGUUCUGCGCACGUUCAUCCGCAAGCCCAAGAAGCCCAACUCAGCCAACCGCAAGUGCUGCCGGGUGCGGCUCAGCACGGGCCGUGAGGCCGUCUGCUUUAUUCCCGGAGAGGGUCAUAGCCUGCAGGAGCACCACGUCGUCCUGGUGCAGGGCGGCCGCACCCAGGACCUGCCCGGCGUCAAGCUCACUAUUGUGCGCGGCAAGUACGACUGUGGCCAUGUGCAGAAGAAGAAGUGACCACCGGGGGCACGGUGGACUGGGUGUCCCUGCAGAACUAGAACCUUCCUCUCUCCCCAGGAUCCACCAGGGUCCUUGGAAGGCUAUUCAACCUCUAAAGCCCCCCCAAUCCUAGAUUCACGUUGUGGCUCUGCCUCUUCCAUGGGGAUCAUCAUUAGCCCAUAGUGUCCUGGGUGUGAAUUAGAAAAAGGCGCCCCUUUCUGUUAAGCCCCUGGGCUGGUGUAGAGCGUUGGCAUGAGGUACUGAGACUGCACUGCCAUCAGCUGGGAAGGGGUUGUAAUAAACAGACCCAGCUUGGUUGUGAUGUGAAUGGUAUCCCCGGAUGUAUGUGCUCUCCCUGUGGGCUUGGCAACCAACAGCCCCUCUGGGCCUCGGUUUACCCCCUGGAAAUCGGCCCUACUCUCAAUACCUGCUUUGUUCGGUUUCUUGGAGAUUAAAUUGGAUGAUCUAUGUG